ACGGGAAAAUGGUUAAUCUAUCAUCUCAUCUCUUUCUUUUUUCGCUCUCAGUGCAUUGUUGUGUUAUUGUUUGCUUAGCUGCAAAUACAAAAAACAUCACCACUGAUCAAUAUGCUCUUCUAGCAUUCAAAUCUCUAAUUACUUCAGACCCUUAUGAUGUGUUGGCUAAUAAUUGGUCAACCUCAUCUUCCGUAUGCAAUUGGAUUGGUGUAACUUGUGAUGAGCGGCACGGUAGAGUUCACAGUUUGAUUCUCCGAAACAUGAGUCAAGGAGGUACCGUUUCCCCAAACUUGGGGAAUCUGUCCUUCCUUGUUAUACUUGACCUAAAAAACAAUAGAUUCGGUGGUCAGUUUCCUAAAGAGUUAUGUUCGUUGCGCCGAUUAAAGGUUCUUCAUAUCAGCUACAACGAGUUUGAAGGGGGGAUUCCUCCAGCAUAAAGGAACUUAUCACAACUUCAAUAUUUGUAUCUCGGCGCUAACAAUUUUAAUGGUUUUAUUCCCCAAUCUAUCGGUAACCUUCAUGGGUUGAUAGAAUUGGAUACCAUACAGAACAAGUUGUCUGGACCCAUACCUCAAACAAUUUCUAACAUGUCUUCCAUUGAAGUUCUCCAUUUAUCUUCUAACUACUUUUCAGAACACAUCCCAGAAUACGACAACAUCAUCCGUCUCAAAAGCUGUUACAACAAAUACUUAACAGCAUCAAACCAGCCUUUACUUCUAGGCGUCAUGGGUCAAAAAGUAAUUCAAACACUGCCAAGGAGACUCGAUUCAUCUGUGGAAUGGGAAGGUGCACAGGUUAAGCUGAAAACAAGAUAUGGGAAUUUUCUUAGAGGUAAUGGUGGGUUACUGCCUUGGAGAAAUUCAGUUCGCUUGAGAUUCAUCAUAGAAGUGCUACUCAGGAUUGGAUUCUUUGGGAUGUUGAUGUUCUUGAGAUUCAUGUUGGAAAUCCUCCUCCUCCUCCUCCAAUUCCUCAUUCUGAUUCUCUUGAUUUUGGAUCUUCUACUCCUUCUGCUCUUUCCUUCAAAUCUGAUCGGUUUUCUAGAUAAGAUCACAAGUGAUGAAGGACCAAGUCUUAAAGCAAAAGAAGGGAUCUAAAAGCAUGAUUGAGGCAUGAAGCAUGAAAGAUGCAAGAUUGAAGCCUGUUUGAGAAGAGAAAGAAGGGAAAUUCUGACCUAUCUAUCGCGUAGGGUCGUGCGUGCCAUUGCACUGACCGUGCGCCCCUUCCAGUGAGACCGUGCCCAGUUAAAUUCACAAUGUUGAGAGCUACGCACGGACCGUGCGUGUGAAACGCACGACCGUGCGCGGUCCUAACUUCCAGAUUCUGCUGUUGUGCAUUGAACCAAGCACGGUCGUGUGCCUUGCAAGCACGACCGUGCGCGUGGGCCUAAGCUGAUUUUGUGCAAAAUUAUGUUCCAAUUUGGGCUGUUUUUAAGACAUAGAGAUCUACUCAGUCAUGUUCAUCUUGGAAUAUUUAGUGACAAUUGUUUCCAUUGAAUCAAAGUCUUUAUUUUUUCUGCAA
This is a messenger RNA of Medicago truncatula (barrel medic), 1518 nucleotides long. RefSeq lists its product as uncharacterized. Bases 588 to 1094 code for a protein of 168 amino acids. The record is from RefSeq and is a predicted model, not a curated record. Lineage: Eukaryota; Viridiplantae; Streptophyta; Magnoliopsida; Fabales; Fabaceae. The transcript is spliced from 3 exons.